Messenger RNA from Penicillium canescens, 1440 nucleotides. Its product is annotated as aldehyde dehydrogenase. Gene Ontology annotation, molecular function: succinate-semialdehyde dehydrogenase (NAD+) activity. The transcript is spliced from 2 exons. Bases 1 to 1440 code for a protein of 479 amino acids. Lineage: Eukaryota; Fungi; Ascomycota; Eurotiomycetes; Eurotiales; Aspergillaceae. The record is from RefSeq and is a predicted model, not a curated record.
AUGGCGAAGCACGAUUACACGGUUCCUCUCUUCAUUAGCGGCGAGGAGCGCGUCACCGAAGCGACAUUCAACGUCAUGUCGCCGGCUACCGGUGAAGCCAUCCACAAGUGCUCCAGUGCCUCUCAAGCCGAUGCAGAAGAUGCAGUUAACGACGCAGCUAAGGCGUUCCCGGCAUGGCGGAAAUUGCCUCCCGCGAAGCGCCGGAAAUAUUUCCUAAAGGCAGCUGAGGUCAUGGAGAGUCGGAGAGAAGAGCUCGCGGGGUACAUGGUCAAUGAGACCGGCAGCACGCAGCAAUGGGCCGACUUCAACCUCUCUACAGCCAUUGAGAUCCUCGAAGAUGUUGCAGGGAGGACAGUGACAAUCGAGGGCUCUGUGGUCAACACUGCGAACGAGAACGUCACCGCCAUGGUGUUGAAGGAACCUUACGGAGUUGUCCUUGGCAUUGCUCCCUGGAACGCACCAUAUAUUCUUGGGGUGAGAGCCAUAGCCUACCCGCUCGCUGCUGGCAAUACCGCCAUCUUCAAGGGCAGCGAACUCUCACCAAGGGUCAUGUGGGCGAUCGUCUCGUGCUUUCACCAAGCGGGCUUCCCCGCUGGCGUCGUCAACUUGAUUAUUCAUGCGCCUCGCGAUGCGCCCGCCAUCACAUCGGCCCUUGUAGCUAACCCUGUGAUCAAGAAGAUCAACUUCACCGGCAGCACUGGCGUGGGACGCAUCAUCGCCAAGCUGGCCGCAGAGCAUCUCAAGCCCGUCCUCCUCGAACUGGGCGGCAAGGCCCCGGCCAUCGUGUGGGAGGACGCUGAUCUCACCCAAGCUGCGGUCCAGUGCACUCUCGGCGCCUUCCUGCACGCCGGCCAGAUUUGCAUGAGCACCGAGCGCAUCAUUGUACACAAGACGGUGCGCGCGCAGUUUGAGAGGGAACUGGUGGUGGCGAUGGACAAUAUCUUCCCCGCCAAGGGCGAUGCGCCUGUCCUCAUCUCUAAUGCGGCAAUGCGCAAGACGGCGAAACUUAUCCGCGAUGCACUCGACAAAGGUGCCUCGGUCGUGGCCGGCGAGGUGCCCACGGGCGAUGGGUCAGGAACAACCACGAGGAUGCGCCCCAUUGCUGUGGGAGGUAUCUCCCCCGAGAUGGACCUGUACGCCACCGAGAGCUUCGGGCCAUCCGUCGCUCUAUUCGAAAUCGCGACCGAGGAAGAAGCGCUCCGGCUGGCAAAUGAUACGAAGUACGGCCUAUCCUCGGCUGUAUUCACUUCGGACAUGCGGAUGGCGUUACGCUUCGCGCGGGAGAUUGAGACCGGAGCUGUGCACAUAAACAGCAUGAGCGUACAUGAUGAGCCAGGCCUACCGCAUGGUGGAGCCAAGGCGAGCGGCUACGGGAGGUUCAACGCGUCUGUCGGGCUGGAUGAGUGGGUGAGGACCAAGACGGUGACGUUUUCGGUCUGA